AGGGAACAUUCAGGAUCACUGCUAAGGAGAGUCCAGAGAGGGUGCGGCAGGAGGAUGCAGCCCUGCCUCCCAGCGGACCACGGGGGCCAUACGGGGCCGUGCGCAUCGCCUCCACAGCGUUGUGCAUGUGGGGGGCUCCUUAAAGAGACGCGCCGAACACACGGCACCGACUUUCUCCAUUGAAGAAUCAGCGAAAUGAGGAACGGCGCCAACCCGGCACAAUGCGCUCCAGGCUCCCAGUCCCAAGGACCGCCUGCUUAUUCCGAAUCGUUGCGCUCUGCAUCCUUCUCUCUCACACUGCAGCUUACUUUGGGCUGACAGGUCGCGAGCCCUUGGUGUUUUUACCGGGUCCGUUUUCCAAUGACGCUCCAACAGGAAAGGCCCACCUGAAGCAGUGCGAGCAGAUGAGUCUGACCAGGCGGCAGAAGCGGAUGUGCCGCAGGGAACCAGGUCUGGCCGAGACGCUGCGGGAGUCGGUGCGCCUCAGCCUGCUGGAGUGUCGCUAUCAGUUCAGGAACGAGCGCUGGAACUGCAGCCUGGAUGGCCGGGGGAGCCUCUUGAAAAGAGCGUUCAAGGAGACCGCCUUCCUGCUGGCGGUGUCCUCGGCGGCGCUGACCCACGCCCUCGCCAAGGCGUGCAGCUCGGGCCGCAUGGAGAGGUGCACGUGCGACGACUCCCCCGGCAUCCAGCACCGAGAGGCGUGGCAGUGGGGGGUCUGCGGCGACAACCUGAAAUACAGCACCAAGUUCCUCAAGAGGUUCCUCGGCCAGAAGAGGGUCAGCAAGGACCUGAGGGCUCAGAUGGAYGCCCACAACAUCAACGUUGGAAUUCGGGCCGUGAAGAGUGGACUGAAAACGACCUGCAAGUGUCACGGCGUCUCCGGCUCCUGCGCCGUGCGGACCUGCUGGAAGCAGCUGUCGCCGUUCCACGACACGGGGCGGCUGCUCAAGUACCGCUACGACAGCGCCGUGCGGGUGCUGAGCGUCACCAACGUGGCCACGGGCGAAACGGAGCUCGCCGGCCCCCGCCGCCACGGCCAGAGCCUACGCGCCACCGACCUGGUCUACCUGGAGGACUCGCCCAGCUUCUGCAGGCCGUCCCGCUACUCGCCCGGCACGGGGGGCCGGUCGUGCACCAAGGACACGAGCUGCCAGAGCCUGUGCUGCGGCCGCGGCUACAACACGGCCGUGCGCCUCACCAGCCUCUCCUGCCACUGCCAGGUGCGCUGGUGCUGCCACGUGGAGUGUCAGACGUGCGUGAGGGAGGAGGAGGUGUACACCUGCAAGAACGCGUAAACAAACUAGAAAAAAAAAGACCAAAAAAAAAAAAACACAGAAGACUUGGAUGUAAAAGAAAGGAAAGCAAAGAGAAAAUGUGACAAAGACUUAAUGUUUAACAAAACUUGCAUGUUAUGUUGGGAGGAAACUGUAACACUAUCAUAUUACUGGCUACUUGCUAAUCAUCGCUGGUUUGAUUUGCAGCAGCUGGCUGCGGCUGUGCAGCUGACCUGCUUUUCUCUCACUGGAUGCACUGAAAUCCCACUUUUUGGGAAAAGCAUAAAAAAAUAAAUAAAUAAAUAAAAGCAGACCCUGGACGGGAUUCAGCCAGCAGGACGACACUGAAGCCCAGCUAUCUGAGAGCCCUGACUGCUUUGUUGUUUGGUAUUCACUCGCCUACAUUUGACUAUUUAUUGUGCCGAACUCUGUCUCUCAUUUUGCUGCUUUACAUUUUAAAUCUUAUGAUCAAGUGUCGCCGGCGAGGCUUCAGUUGAGGAAGCUUACCUGUCUGUCUGUGUGACUGCUGUGGGGAACGUUUAAAGUUCUUUAUUAAAAAAAUGGAAACAACAACAACAACAAUAAAAAAAAAGAAAAGCACUAAGGUUGCUCUGCAAAGUGCGUUUUUAACGUUAAGGUCUAAAUAGAAUCACUGGAAGCUGAUGUACAUUACAUGCAUUWACAGGGUUAUCGUGUAAAGAAGAACACUGAGGUUUUUUUUCAGUUGCUCUUAUGGAAAUGUCUAUGGAAAUCUCUACAUGUGCGGAGCAGAACAAAGGGACAGGGUGACACGGACUCUCUUUGAAAUUUAACUCAAUUUGGGAACAUACCAGCUUUUUUUCCCCCUCUAAUUUUAAGUAUUUAUAGAAGCCCACGUGUUCAGAUACUUUCAUGGGUAAAAAGGCCUUUCUAAACUAUUUGGCUUUCCUAGCCUAAAUUAGCCACAUCUUUGUUCUUCGUGCCUUUGAAGUGAAUCAAUCGUGCUCCUUAUUUUCCCUAAUUGCUAAUCAAAGAAAAUAACCGUGUUUACUCCACUUACUGCAACUCUUUGUCCAUGUGUGCAGGUUGAAAGGCCACGCCGGACCCAAAACUGUAUGUUUCUGUUUUAUCUGAGCGACCCUGAGCUGUAUAUAUAACUCACAUCGGGGCUCCAGGCAUCUGCCAAUGUGGAAUUGUAAUUUUCUACCUCACUUCAACUUUUUUGGCAAAUAUCAGUGAGAUUUAUGAGCUGUGCAGAGUUAUCCUCUCUGUAGAUACUUGUCGUUCCCUCUGCAUUUGUUUGAAAUAUCCUAUUUUCGAUGUCUGUACAGGUCCCGCGAAUGUGGUCAAAUGUAURAUCCAUUAUCAAAAGGUUUUAUCUUGCUGCUUCACACUUUUAUUUAAAACAAGGUUAAUAAAGAGACAUACAUUUGUAAGA
This is a messenger RNA of Austrofundulus limnaeus, 2691 nucleotides long. RefSeq names its product wingless-type MMTV integration site family, member 9B (gene wnt9b). Gene Ontology annotation, biological process: multicellular organism development; neuron differentiation; canonical Wnt signaling pathway. Gene Ontology annotation, cellular component: extracellular region. The coding region runs from base 222 to 1295 and encodes 357 amino acids. The record is from RefSeq and is a predicted model, not a curated record. Lineage: Eukaryota; Metazoa; Chordata; Actinopteri; Cyprinodontiformes; Rivulidae. The transcript has 4 exons. Gene Ontology annotation, molecular function: cytokine activity; frizzled binding.